Messenger RNA from Thunnus maccoyii (southern bluefin tuna), 687 nucleotides. RefSeq names its product tripartite motif-containing protein 16-like protein. Gene Ontology annotation, molecular function: protein binding. The transcript is spliced from 4 exons. The record is from RefSeq and is a predicted model, not a curated record. Lineage: Eukaryota; Metazoa; Chordata; Actinopteri; Scombriformes; Scombridae. Bases 1 to 687 code for a protein of 228 amino acids.
AUGCCAACCAGUGCUCCCAGUGCAAGAAUCAUGCUUGCAGACGGCAGAGCUGAAAAGAUCCCAGACUACGAACCCAACAUCCCUGAACCGACAUGCAGAGCUGAUCUUCUGAAAUACUGGAUCAACCUUUCCCUGGAUGAAAAGACAGCCAAUAAGAUGCUAUGGAUCACAGAUAGCGGAUCCAAGGUGUCACGCAUGACUGAUGAUGUCACGUGUCCUGUCCUGGAUAGACCAGAGAGAUAUGAGCAUGUUCCUCAGGUGCUUUGCAAAGAAGGCAUUUUGGGCUUCCGAGCUUACUGGGAAAUAAAAUAUUCAGGAUGGGUGGUCGUCGGAGUCACCAAUGAAGGGGCAGGAAGAAGGGGAAGCGACGGACCCUGCGGGCUGGGAGAAAAUGAACAGUCCUGGGCUCUUGGUUGGGGUGGAUCCCACUACCAGCUGUGGUUCAAUGGUAUUAACACUGAAAUCCGGGAUAUUCCUCAAUACACCACCAUUGGAGUGUAUCUUGACCAUCCAGCUGGUGUCAUCAAUUUUUAUGCAAUUGAAGAAGUGAAGGAGGAAGAGGAGGGCGAAUACAUGAAGAAGAUCCGACUGCUUCAGCAAUUUAAGAGCUCCUUCGAGGAGAAAAUGAUGCCGGGUUUCUGGGUGGGACAGAAGUCAUCAUGCGUGUUACUUACGCAAGAGGAGUAA